CAUUAAUGUCACAUUCCAAUUAAAUCGUCUUUUCCAAGGUGGUCAGCGUGACGGUGGGGUGGCCAGCGCACUUGAAUUAGUAUAAAAAGCGCCGAACACGAGCCAAAGUCAACUCACUUUCAUCCUCCAAACCAAACCCAACGCAACCAUGUACAAGCUCGCUAUUUGCUUGGCGCUCUUCGCCGUUGCCUUCGCUCGUCCUCAAGAGGACAAGGAUGCCACCGCUCUGCGACAUGAGCAGGAUGGACCCAACGUCGAUGGAUCAUACAAAUACAGCUACGAAACAUCAAACGGAAUUACCGUCGACGAGAAGGGCUUCGUCAAGCCCAACCCCGCGCCUAGCGACCCCGAAAACACCGAAAUCCAAGUUGCAGAGGGCAGCUUCAGCUUCACCGACAAAGUCACUGGCCAGAAGUUCUCCAUCACUUACACGGCUGACGAAAACGGAUUCCAGGCCAGAGGUGACCACCUGCCCACCCCUCCUCCCAUCCCUGAGGCCCUGCAGCGCGCCAUCGACCUCGCCACCAAAGCGCUGAAGAAAUAAGUGAUUUCACUAUUUCUGUAAAUACCGGCAAAUCGAACGACCGCACCGGAUGUAAAAAUCGUGUAUAAAAUGCAAUAAAAACAGAAGUCAUGCUGAGAAA
This is a messenger RNA of Cloeon dipterum, 644 nucleotides long. RefSeq names its product endocuticle structural glycoprotein SgAbd-3-like. The transcript has 3 exons. The record is from RefSeq and is a predicted model, not a curated record. Gene Ontology annotation, molecular function: structural constituent of chitin-based larval cuticle. Lineage: Eukaryota; Metazoa; Arthropoda; Insecta; Ephemeroptera; Baetidae. Gene Ontology annotation, cellular component: chitin-based extracellular matrix. Bases 149 to 544 code for a protein of 131 amino acids.